Molecule: messenger RNA, 1026 nt
Organism: Apaloderma vittatum (bar-tailed trogon)
Lineage: Eukaryota; Metazoa; Chordata; Aves; Trogoniformes; Trogonidae
Gene: E2F1
Product: E2F transcription factor 1
Exons: 6
Biological process (GO): regulation of transcription by RNA polymerase II; G1/S transition of mitotic cell cycle
Cellular component (GO): Rb-E2F complex
Molecular function (GO): RNA polymerase II cis-regulatory region sequence-specific DNA binding; protein dimerization activity; DNA-binding transcription factor activity, RNA polymerase II-specific
Source: RefSeq, a predicted model, not a curated record
UUGCAGGUGAAGAGGAAGCUGAACUUGGAGACGGAUCACCAGUACAUAGCAGAGAGCCUGCCGGUGGGCCGGGGCAAGGCCAGGAACGCCGCUAAAGGGGCAAAGUCUCCAGGGGAGAAGUCCCGCUAUGAAACCUCGCUGAACCUCACCACCAAGCGCUUCCUGGAACUGCUGAGCCAGUCACCUGAUGGUGUGGUGGACCUCAACUGGGCAGCGGAGGUCCUGAAGGUGCAGAAGAGACGCAUCUACGACAUCACCAAUGUCUUAGAGGGCAUCCAGCUCAUCACCAAGAAGUCCAAGAACAACAUCCAGUGGCUGGGCAGCCAGGCCACCGUGGGGGCCCCCAGCCGACACCGACUGCUGGAGAAGGAUCUGCGGGAGCUGCAGGCAGCCGAGCGGCAGCUGGAUGACCUCAUCCAGACGUGCACGGUGCAGCUGCGCCUGCUCACCGAGGACCCCGCCAACCAGCACGCAGCCUAUGUGACCUGCCAGGAUCUCCGCAGCAUUGUGGACCCUGCAGAGCAAAUGGUGAUGGUUAUUAAAGCCCCCCCAGAGACCCAGUUGCAGGUCUCGGACCCAUCGGAGGCUUUCCAGGUCUCUGUGCGAAGCACUCAGGGCCCCAUCGAUGUCUUCCUCUGCCCCGAGGACAGCUCAGGGGUCUGUAGCCCUGUCAAAAGCCCCUUCAAAGCCCCAGCAGAGGAGUCGUCUCCCAGCUGUUCGCAGCCCAGAGCCUCCCCACUCCUUCAUCCCACCCAGGACGUGCCACUGCUGCCCGGAGAGCAAGAAACGCUGAUGCCAGGGACGAGCAGCAAGUGCGCAGCAGAGGACGUGAGCCUCUCACCACUGGCCUCCAUGGAUGACCUUCUGGAGCAGAGCAGGGAGGAUUUUUCGGGUUUCUUGGCGGAUGAGUUCAUCAACCUGUCGCCACCGCAGGCGCAGGACUACCACUUUGGCCUGGAGGAGGGUGAGGGCAUCAGUGAGCUCUUUGACUGUGACUUUGGGGACUUCACACCCUUGGACUUUUGA